AUGAAGACCAGUCAACUAUUUACUCUUGCUACUGCCGCUAUUUCCGGCGCUGAGGCAUACUACAAAGGAUUCAAUAUCGGGGCUAACCUGGCCAACGGAGCAUGUCGAAGCGAGUCAGACUGGGAAUUCGUCUUCAACAAGGUCGCCAGCUUUCCAGGAAACUUCAAGAGCGCCAGGCUGUACGCCUCGAGCGACUGCAAUACCCUGGCAAACGCAGUGCCUGCCGCCAUCAAGACUGGGACCGCACUCCUUGUCGGCGUCUGGACCGAGGAUAACAAUCAUUAUGAGGCAGAAAAGCAAGCAUUAUUGGAAGCCAUUCAACAAUACGGGCAUGAUUGGAUAUUGGCUGUUUCUGUUGGUUCUGAAGAUCUGUAUCGGGGCGACACCGACGCAAAUACAUUGGCAUCGCAGAUCAAUGAUGUCCGUGGUAUGCUUUGGGGCCUUGGAGCAAGCAGCAAGUCUGUUGGGCACGUCGAUACCUGGACCGCUUGGGUGGACCCUGCCAAUACAGCCGUGAUUGAGGCUGUUGACUGGCUUGGUAAUGAUGCAUAUCCCUACUGGCAGGGCGUUCAAAUCGACAAUGGCGCCGCAAACGACGCGUAUUGGGCUGCAGUCAAUCAAGUUAGAGCCGUCGCGGGCGGUCGUGACGUGUGGACAACUGAGACCGGCUGGCCUAUUUCUGGCGACGCUGUGGGCAACUCUGUCCCCUCGGUCGAAAAUCUGCAAACCUACUGGUGGCAGGUCUCGUGUGCAAGCUUCGACAGUCUGAACUACUUCUUCUACGAUGUUGACGACUUCGCGGCCUCACCGAGCUUCGCUGUAGUCGACUCCAACUACGACCCUCUCAUCGACAUGACCUGCGGUUCGUGA
This is a messenger RNA of Cladophialophora psammophila CBS 110553, 870 nucleotides long. RefSeq names its product glycosyl hydrolase family 17. The transcript has a single exon. Gene Ontology annotation, biological process: carbohydrate metabolic process; cell wall organization. The record is from RefSeq and is a predicted model, not a curated record. Gene Ontology annotation, molecular function: glucan endo-1,3-beta-D-glucosidase activity; 1,3-beta-glucanosyltransferase activity. NCBI's taxonomy places the organism in Eukaryota, Fungi, Ascomycota, Eurotiomycetes, Chaetothyriales, Herpotrichiellaceae. Bases 1 to 870 code for a protein of 289 amino acids. Gene Ontology annotation, cellular component: cell surface; fungal-type cell wall; extracellular region.